AUGAAUGAACCGGAGGAUCCAGCUGAACAAAAUGUUGAUAUCUGUCUACUCAAUGAAACUUGGCUGAAAGAUACUCAGCAAUUUAAAAUUUCGGGAUAUAAUUUCCACUAUCAUAAUGCCCAAAACGAGCACGGUGGAGUAGCAAUUUUGAUCAAACCGUAUUUUAAAUACAAUAUUAUUCAAACCAGAUUUUACCAAGACAUCCAGACUGUGGCAUUAUCGUUAUAUGUAAGAGGUAACAACUUAACGAUUUUAUGUGUAUACUGCCCUCCCUCGAAUAGUAACUUCAGAAUAAGUAAACUGCGUGAUAUAAUUAGAGAUUUGCCUAAGCCAAUAUAUGUAGCUGGAGAUUUCAACGCUCAUCAUGUGGCAUUUGGGUGUAUGACCACGAAAAGUCGGGGUCAUCAGUUAUACGAUUUAAUUGAUGAAUUUGAUCUAUGUGUCCUUAAUAAUGGUAACUUCACUACUAUUAAUUAUCCUAACCGAAAUCCAUCGGCUAUUGAUGUCAGCUUUUGUAGUGCUCCAAUCACUCCACUAUGCGAAUGGUGGGUGCAUGAUGAUUGUAUGGGGAGCUAUCAUUUUCCUACACUUACUCGUGUUUUAUUGUCCGUUGAUAGAUACCAAAUUAAUCCUCCCAUUGAAAAAUUCUUAUACAACAAGACAGACUGGACGAAAUACAAUGAGCUAUCUAUAUCUGCUUUUUCAAAUUUUGAAGUUAAUAAUGAGAAUCCAUUACAGUCAUAUGACGAAUUUAUCGAAAGGCUUGUUACACUUAAGAGGGAUACUGUGCCAAAGUUUGUCAAAUCAAAUAACUAUCGUUGCAAACCUCCAGCACCUUGGUGGAAUGACACUUGUGAACAGAGUGUUAUUAAAACUUAUAAAGCUUUAAAACUGUACAGAAGGGAUCCAACCAUUGAUAAUUACAUUAAUUACAAAAGACUUGAUGCUGUUAAGAAAAAGACUAUUUCAGAACAUAAACGCAAUGGUUGGGCUAACAUCUGUAAUACUUUUAGCAGAACUACACCUGUUAGUAUUAUUUGGAAAUACAUCAAGUUAUUUAAACGAAUAAAAUGUAAUAAUAGAACAUAUAAAGACGAAUUUGUUGUCCCUCUCUUAGAAAAAUUAUCUCAAAAUGAAUGUAGGGUUAUUGAUAAUCUAGAAAGUUAUUUUCAAAUUAAUAAUAGCAUUCAGAAGUCCAGUUUCCUCAUAGAACCCUUUACUUGGAGUGAGUUUUGUACGAGUUUACAAUCCAGACGAAACACAACCCCUGGUUUAGAUGAUUGUCCAUACAUUUUGAUCAAAAACCUAAAUCAGUCUGUUCAAAAGAAACUAUUAGCUAAUCUUAAUGCUCUUUGGCACUUAAAAAAAAUUCCUGAAUCUUGGAAAACACAGUGUGUAAUCCCUAUACUUAAGCUUGACAAGCCACCUGAAGAUCCUAACUCAUAUCGUCCCAUAUCAUUGUCAUCUUGUGUUGGAAAGCUGAAUGAAAACAUGAUAAAGAUGCGUCUUGAGUGUUACGUAGAGGCGAACAACAUCAUUCCACAUGUUCAAUAUGGCUUCCGGAGAGGGCGAAGUUGUGCUGACAGCUUCAUCUCUCUCUUGUCAGAUCUGAAAUAUGCCAAUAAUAAUAAUAAGUCCAGUGUUUGUGUUUUUCUGGAUGUUCAAGGUGCGUUUGAUAAUGUAGACCCUGGCAUAUUGGUUCAAGUUCUUUCUGACACUGGUAUACCAGACCAUAAUGUAGAUAGAGCUGUUAAUAGUAUAAAUAAGGCUUUAGAUCAAUUGUACAUAUAUUAUAAUGACAGGCUGGCUCUACAGAUUAACCCCAACAAAAGCAAGGCCAUGAUUUUUAGUAAAGAUUUUCCCUCUAAUGGCAUACUCUACAAUAAUCAUUCAAUAUCAGUUGUACCUAACCAUAAAUUCCUGGGAGUUGUCAUUGAUAACAAACUUUGUUUUGAUUUACAUAUUAAUCACAUUAUAACUAACUCUCUUAAGGGCUUAAAUAUAAUAAGAUGUUUAGCUGGUGUGACUUGGGGUGCAGAUCCCAAAGUUUUAAGUAUGUUAUAUAGAUCUAUAGUCAGAAGCCACUUCGACUACAGUUGUUUAGCCUAUUCAAAUAGUAGAUGUGUAAAAAAACUAGACAUAAUUCAAAACAAAGCCCUACGAAUUAUUUCUGGGGCUAUGUGUUCAACUCCCAUACGAGCUAUGGAAGUUGAAACCAAAAUAAUGCCACUGUGUAUUAGAAGACUUCUGCUAAUAGAGAGAUAUUUACUAAAGCUGUUAUCUGGUAAUGAUAAUGUUCUCAAAAAAAUAGUGCAUUUUCCUAUACAAUGUUCGGCCCAGCAGACAUUGAGAGAUGGUAGCAAAAGUGAGCUCUUUGUGCGCAGUGCUGUUUAUGAUCCCCAAUCCAAGUUUGGUCAAAGUUUUCUUCUGGACCCUAAAUGCAGUAUUUUCACUGCAGAGGUCUCUUUCAUGUGGAUUCCAUCACAUAGGGGCAUAACAGGAAAUGAGAUAGUAGAUAAAAUUGCACGUGAUGGAAUCAACAUGUUGGAUGUUAGCUCUAUAGUAAAAGUACCUUUGACCGACUGUUAUCAAUCUAUUGACAACCAGGUCAAUAGUUUAUGGGGGGUCGAAUUUUGGAAACAAGACCAAGAACAAAAGGGUAAAUGGUAUGGAAAUGUUCAAGCAAACCUACCUGUAACACCAUGGUAUAACAAACUGAAAAUGGCCAGUCGGGACUUUAUUACGACUAUAAAUAGACUGCGUUUUGGACACUCCACCGUCCCGGCCCAUUUGGCUCGGUUGGGCAUAGUGGAGAGCAGCUACUGCACCUUCUGCAAUAAUUCUGUUGGUGAUAUCGAACAUUUCAUAUUUACAUGUAAGUGCUUUUCAUUUGACAGAUUGAUUCUUGUUAGUGAAAUUAGUGACACAGUGCAAAAUCAAGUGACAGUGCAAGAUCCCUCCCGCCGCCUGAGUGAUAUGUUAAAAAAUAGAUCCUAUUACGUGCCUCUAUAUAAAUUCAUCAAAAAUACAGUGGGGAAAUUAUAA
Molecule: messenger RNA, 3045 nt
Organism: Pieris macdunnoughi
Lineage: Eukaryota; Metazoa; Arthropoda; Insecta; Lepidoptera; Pieridae
Source: the annotation of a GenBank genome assembly